Molecule: messenger RNA, 879 nt
Organism: Heterobasidion irregulare TC 32-1
Lineage: Eukaryota; Fungi; Basidiomycota; Agaricomycetes; Russulales; Bondarzewiaceae
Exons: 1
Coding region: 1-879 (292 amino acids)
Source: RefSeq, a predicted model, not a curated record
AUGUCCUCCGACAACUCCCCCUCAUCUGCUGAAAACACCCUCGUCAACGAACCAGCCUCGCUCCCUAGUUACCUCCGCUCUCCCACCAUAUCAGAAGCAGGAGACUUCGAAGCCAUACUCUAUAACCAAGACGUCCCCAUGCUCAGCGCAAGGGGGCAAGAGUAUCGAAGGUAUCAGGCGCAACUCGACGCUGACGAGGCAGAAGAAGCAGCUGCGGCGCAAACCCCCGGAUCCCCCGUCAUAGAUAUAUCCACAUCAUCGUCGUCUUCCCCCUCACCACCCCCUUUGAUUCAUGAAACUAACGAAGGCGUCAUCUUCCCGGACAGGGAAACUUACCUUACUACCCCCGUCGCGUACAUGAUGGGACUUAUUGAGGGGACGCCUAACACAGAGUUUGUGUCAGGACCGACUAGGCCGGAGAUUCAGAGGGCGUUAGAGAUCUUAGAAGAGGAAAGAAGUUUCGUUCGACACGCACAGCGAGCCCUACAGAUCCGAGAGGGCACGAUCAUCGCCCGUAUUAAUGCUGGAGAACGAAAACUCAUGGGCUUGCAGAAUCUUCAAGACUCCUUUCAUCCUGCCGACGACCCCAUCCCCUCUACCGAGUAUCACAUGCCUACCACGGCUGUGGUAUCUCGUGCCUCGUCUUCGGCCUCAAAUGGCGCUCCGCUUCGCCCAAUGCCGGGGACUUACCCUACGAGGACUGACAGGGAACGAGACGUCUAUCGGUUCGCACAAGUUUCCCCCCGUUAUCACAUCAUCCCCGCGCGUCUCGGCCUCAUCCGCUCCUCGACACGAACCCGACCUCCUCUCCCCUUCACCGAAUACGACUCUAGCGAGUCCGACACCGCGCCCGUUAUACUCCGCCCUCGUGGAGCUUAA